GCUCAAACAGUCCUUCACCAGCUCGUCUUCAUCCUCAUCCGAAAGUCUGAAGGAUAGCGAAGUCAAAGGAUUGCUUUCCAAGCCUCUUUUGAAAACACUGAGUGAACCGCCAUUGAUGCGGCCUCCACCACCUCUUCGACUCCGAAAACAACAUGGAUGGAUCACAGGACGCCGCCAGGCGCGACUUCAAUAUGCGAGUUCUCAAGCGACAUGACAGUAGUAUUGAGAAGAUCAUCUGCUCUGCGUCCUUUGUUGUGCUGUACUCGCACCAGGAGCAAUGGACCAAGACUGGUAUUGAAGGUCCCAUGUUCAUCUAUCAGCGAGUACAGUCCCCCCACUAUGGCUUCUUCAUCAUGAACCGAAACGGAGUCGAAAACUUUAGCGCCAGCAUUACACCGCAAGACGACCUCGAGCUCACGCCAGAAUUCAUCAUUUACCAUCCUGGCUCUCCUCAAAAGCAGUCAAGUGACGAUGACAGCGAAGAAGGAGAUGAUACGUAUGGCAUCUGGAUUUUCGAAGCCGCUCAACGAGAGUUGAUCGGAAAGGAACUGAUCCGACUGCACGCAGCGCCGAAUUCUGCUGUGCCUGCUUCUAAACCGAACGAAGCCAAAUCUGUUGGGCAAAAUAUCACUCUCGACGCACUUUUUGGUUCAGCAGCGCAGCCGCCCAAUGAUACGCCGGGUGCCACGUCGUCUCCGCCUGCAACCAAGCAAGGUGAACCACCUUCACAAGCUACCGGCCUUUCAUUGAUGGAUCAAAUCUUUCAAGGCGCCAACGCAUUGACACUGCCUGCGCUGCCAGCUUCACAUGCGCUACGGAACGGCGGCGUAGCGACGAUACGAACUCCUAUGAUGGCACAUGCUUCUGCUGGCCCGCCAUCUGCAGCUCCGGCCGGACAGUUGCCAUCUGCUCCAAAUGGUGGGACGGCACCGCCAAAUGGGUUGUCUCCUGAACAGCAAAAUGGCACUUCUGUCGGAGUAACGAACCUGCAAGAUUCUGGAGCGAACCAAGGCAUUGGAAUCGCAGCGGACCUGAUGGCCAUGCUUGGAAUCAAGACAUCAUCUGCCCACAUGUCUUCGUCAUCUCCCUCGACACCCAGCGGCGGGACCGCGCCGGUCGUAACCAAUGGACAACAUCAGAAGCCAUCGAGCAGGCUUACUGCAGCUGCUGAGCCGCUCGAUAACGAGUCCACUCGAUUAUCGCCAGGCCAGACCACAUCAGUGCCGCAGAAGGCAGGUCCCGUCGCCGCCGCAUCCUCGGCAGCAUCACGAGACGCUGUCGCACCUCUUUCGUCUCGAACUGCCGGUGGCAUCAUCGGCAUGGCUCUGAGAGAUCCGGUCCUGGCAAUCAACGGCCCGGGUGCCGAACCUCUGAGCAAGCGCGACUUUGUUCGAGAGCUGCUCUCCUUGAUUCACACCGACCGUAGCUUCGUGGACACUCUUUACGCCGACUAUAUUGCAAGAUGUUGAUCUGAUGCAAUGCAAGAGCACGCACUAAUGAGCAAGAAUGUCAAGAACAGCAAUGUAGCGAUCUACGCCGCAAUAUGUAUUUUUGGUGUAUCAUGAAAGAUACGGCAAUGACUGAAC
Molecule: messenger RNA, 1586 nt
Organism: Tilletiaria anomala UBC 951
Lineage: Eukaryota; Fungi; Basidiomycota; Exobasidiomycetes; Georgefischeriales; Tilletiariaceae
Product: PH domain-like protein
Exons: 5
Coding region: 153-1469 (438 amino acids)
Biological process (GO): positive regulation of catalytic activity; deadenylation-independent decapping of nuclear-transcribed mRNA; deadenylation-dependent decapping of nuclear-transcribed mRNA
Cellular component (GO): P-body
Molecular function (GO): mRNA binding; enzyme activator activity
Source: RefSeq, a predicted model, not a curated record